AUGUCGGAGCCAGCGAUCCACGCCGUCAACCAGCCGCUACUGAUCGCCGGAGGAAACAGAAUAUCGUCCGCGGCGACACUCAACAUGUUUAUCGAAUUUUUCGCCAGCCGCCGUGGAUCAUCGAUGAUAGUCCGACGGAAUGUAACGCGUCAGUUUCAUGACUGGCGUGACGAGUUUGGCUACUCGUUUCCGGUUGUUGUUAUCGACACGAUUUGGAACCUUGCGUUUGUUGCAGUAUCUGUUUUUAUGUUGAUUUGGACUGCGGCGAGUGAAGAGACUAACAUUCCGCUUAGUGUUUGGAUCUGCGGUUACUCGGUGCAUUGUAUAAUGCAUGUGGUUCUGGUGUGGAAGGAGUAUAAGAAAAGGAGCAGGAGAAUGGCCCGAGGACUGAGUUUAGAUAGUUCUGAUUCUUCGAGUGAUUCGUCAAUUGCGUAUGAUGAACCGAAUCGUGCUAUAACUGCUUUAGUAUAUGAUCAUCUGUUCCUGUCUCCUAAAAGAUGGGAAAACCUUCAUACAAUUACCUCUUAUGCAUGGUGGGUAAUUGGCGUCGUUGGGAUGGUCUCAGCUUACAAGGUUCUCCUGCAUGCUGCUCCUCAUUUAUUCUGGUUGACUCUGGUAUUUUUGGCUCUAGACGGAUGCUUUGUUGCAAUCGCCAUUCUUUUCUAUUGUGUACUGGGGCUUGCUACAGGUGCAUCAGUGCCUAACUUCAGCAUCCUUCAGAAAUACGUAGUUCAAGAGUUUGAUGAUGAGGAGCAACCAGGUGUAAGAGCUUUGAAAUUGCUACCUAUGAGAACAAAUGAUCCAGAUUUCUUAAAUGAACGUGAUCUUCCAACCCAGGAUGCGAACUGCUGUAUAUGUCUCAGCUCAUAUGAAAAGGGGUCAGAAAUCUAUCUACUUCCCUGCAACCAUGACUUCCAUGCUACAUGCAUCCUGAAAUGGCUAAUGCUAAAAGCUACCUGUCCCCUCUGCAAGAGGAUUGUCCACACAGACGAACUGUUUUGA
Erigeron canadensis is the source of this 1002-nucleotide messenger RNA. RefSeq names its product E3 ubiquitin protein ligase RIE1-like. NCBI's taxonomy places the organism in Eukaryota, Viridiplantae, Streptophyta, Magnoliopsida, Asterales, Asteraceae. The coding region runs from base 1 to 1002 and encodes 333 amino acids. The record is from RefSeq and is a predicted model, not a curated record. The transcript is spliced from 5 exons.